This is a messenger RNA of Brassica rapa (field mustard), 552 nucleotides long. RefSeq lists its product as uncharacterized. NCBI's taxonomy places the organism in Eukaryota, Viridiplantae, Streptophyta, Magnoliopsida, Brassicales, Brassicaceae. The record is from RefSeq and is a predicted model, not a curated record.
GUGAUUUGCGUGUUGUACCCGCAGAGGAAAAGUGUGUAUAUAUACAGAUAUCGACUCUCAGCUUGCAGAGAGAAAGGAAAGAGAAGCAGAGAAACUAGGAAAAAGAAGAGACUUCUUUGCAGAGAAACCCUGAUUCAGGAAGAGAUGGAUAGCCAGAAGGAGAAGGAGCCAAAAGCUGCAGUUUCUACGACAUCUUCUUCUUGCAGGAAGUAUGUCAAUGAUGACAACGCCACUUUCCUUGCAAACCUCAAAGACCACUUCAACGAGUUCCUCAAUGCCUCUAUGGAUGAACACAAAACUUGCUUCAAAAACACCAUCGACAAGAUAUUCGGGAGGUCAAAGGAGGUUGAGACUAAGGAAGUCGAGAGUCGCCCUCCUCUUUAGGCAGCAGAUGUUCUGUUGAAGUUUCAUUCUUGUCUGAGCUUCAAUGUUCCUUUUGCUUUUUUAUUAUCUUAGCUGAACUUGUUUCUAUCAUGUUGCAAAAAUUGGGUGUUAAUAUAAUCAAAGAACCCGCUUUCUAACCCUUUUUAAAAGGUUCUCGUUCUUAAUUCA